This is a messenger RNA of Penicillium cosmopolitanum, 300 nucleotides long. RefSeq lists its product as uncharacterized. The record is from RefSeq and is a predicted model, not a curated record. NCBI's taxonomy places the organism in Eukaryota, Fungi, Ascomycota, Eurotiomycetes, Eurotiales, Aspergillaceae. Bases 1 to 300 code for a protein of 99 amino acids. The transcript has a single exon.
AUGGCUAGCCACAGACUUUCCCCUCCAAUCGAGGUCACAUCGCGCCCGCGGCCGCCUUCGCAAGCCGGGAGUUUCAUGGAUGUGGGCAAAGGUAAUUGGAGGGCUCUAUCCACUGGUGAAGCAGUCGCUUGGAACCUUCGAUAUGAGCCCACUCCAGUCCACUUGACCCCAGAAGGACUAGAGGCAGAUCGGGACAUGGCAGCGCACUCUGGCAUUGGAUCGAUGGAAAGCAGCCUAAAGCAGGGGAUAGCACGAGCCUCGGGGAAUAAUGUGAGCCCGUCGUCGAAUGAUAGACCUUAA